Halichondria panicea is the source of this 2361-nucleotide messenger RNA. Its product is annotated as myogenesis-regulating glycosidase-like. Gene Ontology annotation, biological process: carbohydrate metabolic process. Bases 58 to 2310 code for a protein of 750 amino acids. The record is from RefSeq and is a predicted model, not a curated record. Lineage: Eukaryota; Metazoa; Porifera; Demospongiae; Suberitida; Halichondriidae. The transcript has a single exon. Gene Ontology annotation, molecular function: hydrolase activity, hydrolyzing O-glycosyl compounds.
UCUUAGAAUACCAAUCUUAACCUAAAAACAAUACAUAGAUCUGUGUGUAUAUACUGUAUGGCUGGUCUAGCUGUUAGAUUUAGAAAAAAGCAGUCAAUGUCGGUGAUAGAAGAGGAUCAGAUCCAGCUAGUUGGUGAAAACAAUAUCUCUGAUGAUGAUCUCCCUUCAAGCAACUCUUCUCUGCAUGAUGAAGUCCAUCACGUACCUGUCUCUGUAGAUCUACCCACUCGUGUCAAGAAGUUUAGGACGAAACUUUCAACUAAUUUUACUCCAACACGAAAGCUUUGGUGGGUGACUGCGACCAUUCUCGCUAUAGCGUCUUUCUUACUAGUGUUAAUCCCCUCAGUAUUGAAGCCAUCCGAACAUCAAGAGUGUGUCGACUUUGAGAACGUACGUGGAUAUACCAACUACGAGGAAUUUCCGUUUCUUUUCGAGGAAUCUACGAAUGGAAAAUUUGUAUUGUGUCGUCGUGGUGAGCCAGUUCUGGAGGGGAUACUAGGAACGAACCACACACCGUUACAGGAAGUCAAAGUUGAUGUGUACAGGCACUCUUCGAACACUGUUCUCAAUAUAUCUCGACUCAAUUCGAACUGUCUCCGUGUGGAAUGGACUGGGCUGUCGUCUCGAGAAGCCCCUAUAGAAGAUUGCUACAGCCUGGGUUUGGGAGAAAACGGAGAAGAAAAAGUUCACUGGUACGGCAUGUAUACAACCAAGAACCAAACGUGGCCAAUCAAUGGCGCUGAAAUACCGCUCACACCAUUUCUACCAACUGACUAUCUCGGAAGCUCAAAAGUGUUUGGACCUAUCUUACAUCCGCUGUGGUUAAGCUCUAAAGGAUCUGGGAUUCAUAUCGACGAUGGAGUACAGUUGUAUUAUCGAAUAAACUCUACUAACUUCUGUUUUCUGGCUGAACCUUACGAACUUGAAUGUGUCCCUAAAGCCUCCGACAGAAUCUAUCUAAAUUAUACCGUAUGCAACUUUGACAAUAUUACCCUCACUGCUAAAUACUUUUUGAACGAAUCUGGUGUCAUACCCCAUCCAAAAUCGAAACCUGACGAAGAACUGUUUAAGAAACCCAUCUGGUCGACAUGGGUGGAAGGCAAGACAAAUAUAAACGACGAUUUUCUUAGAAAUUUCUAUCAAAAUAUUUCUUCAAAUAAUUUUGAAAUUAGUCAACUUGAAAUAGAUGAUGGCUACUCAGAACAUUAUGGUGAUCUGGCUUUUAACACAAAGUUCACUGCUUCAACACUGAAAGAUUUGAGUGACAGUGUACCUCUGACUGCUUGGGUACAUCCGUUUAUCAAUCACGAGGCCAAUGAUUUUUUGUAUGGAUUGAUUAAUGACCAUUUUUUACCCGGAUUCUUCAUAGAUGAGAGUAACAGUGUGUCCCUUGUCAAGUGGUGGCAAGGUUAUGGUGCUGUGAUCAACUUCCUACGUUCUAACACUUCUCAAUGGCAUGCUCAACGAUUAAACAAUUUUGUAGCCAGUAACCACCUCACCUCUCUUAAGUUUGAUGCUGGAGAAUUCACCUAUCUGCCUAACUGUGUGUACAUUCAUGGACUCGACAACGAUCCAGCUAUGUUCGCUAAAGCCUAUGUGAACUUUGUUGCAAAUCAAUCGUACUCUGGUCGUGCUGAAGUGCGAGUUGGAUACUACACCCAAGAGUUCUCUGUUCUAACUCGACUGUUGGAUAGAAACUCUAUUUGGGGGACAAAUAAUGGACUGAAAUCUGUUCUAAAUGCUGUGCUGUCACUGGGGCUUGCUGGAUACAGUUACAUUCUUCCUGAUAUGAUUGGAGGCAAUGGUGUAGUUGCUACAGAUCUCAAUAAUUCCGAUCCGCCAGAAAUUGAGUUGUUUAUUCGAUGGCUUCAACUGAACACUUUUCUACCCUUUGGGCAAUUUUCACUAGGACCUUGGCGAUACAAUAACGAGAAAUUGAUGAAUCAUGUUCGGACGAUGAUGAAUUUGCACCUUACAUUGAGCGAGAAGUACUUCAUACCUCUAUCUGACGAUGUAAUUAGUGGGGGCAUCCCCAUUAUACGUCCCCUGUGGUGGUUGAGCGGAGCUGAAUCCAAAGACUCUCCUAUUUGGACUAUUGAUGACCAAUUUCUGAUUGGAGAUCAAGUUAUGGUAGCACCCGUCCUAGAAGGAGGAGUUCUAACAAGAGAUGUGUACUUCCCAAAGGGGACGAGUUGGACACCAGCAGAUGCUACAAGAGAUAACUGUAAAGGACAUGUAUGUGGUAAUGGUAAUACUGUAGAGUUUUCUGUUGACCUCUGGGAGGUCCUGUACUUUAAUAUUGCUGCUUAAUUAAUAUUAAUUUAUUGCUGCUUAAUUAACAUAAUUUGUUUGUUUUUGUUG